Messenger RNA from Gopherus evgoodei (Goodes thornscrub tortoise), 4081 nucleotides. RefSeq names its product YjeF N-terminal domain containing 3 (gene YJEFN3). Gene Ontology annotation, cellular component: mitochondrion. The record is from RefSeq and is a predicted model, not a curated record. NCBI's taxonomy places the organism in Eukaryota, Metazoa, Chordata, Testudines, Testudinidae. The transcript is spliced from 9 exons. Bases 1047 to 1637 code for a protein of 196 amino acids. Gene Ontology annotation, molecular function: NAD(P)HX epimerase activity.
UGAGAGUGGAGAUCUCUGACCGUGUUCGGCCCAUAGCCUCGCUGAUGGGGUUGCUGACGGCUGUGCUGAUUCUGAGUGCUCCAAAUGCUGUGGCUACAGCCUGCUGCUUCUCUCGGAGCCAGGGCGGGGACCGCAGGAAGAGCCUUGUUCAAGAGCCAGAAGCCCAUCCUGUCCACUGCUGCUCCCUCCUGCAAGCAGGGCUGCAGGCCCCCAGAGGCCGUUUGGGAGCAGCUGCAGAGGGAAGAAGACAGCUGGGAGCUGCGUUUUUACAAGGAGCUCACAGCUGCUGUCUCAUGACUGGCUCUGUCUCCUGGAAGGUGGCUCUGCUCUGAAGCCAUAAAGAAGAGGGGCAGAGAAGCAGCAGCAGUGCAGGGAGCUCCAGCUGCUGGGAGCCGAGGCAGAGAGGGGGCAGCUGUACCCCCUGCCCCACGCUGAGCCAGGGAAAAUGAGCUGCCCGUCCACCCAGAGCGGGGAGCAGAUCGAGCCACUCAGAUACCUCAGACGGUGAGCUCUCUAGGACGGAGACUGCUGCUCACUGUCUGUGCAGCGCCUGGCACAGCAGGGCCCUGAUCUCAGCUGGGGAGACUGUAAUACAAAUACUAGAUAGCAGCCUAGGCUGAUGGCACAUAGGGGCUUCCCGGCAGUCUCCAACCACCUGCUCCAUCAGUAUUGUCAUCAGUCUGCUCCAUCAGCUGCUAACUGGUGUUUCCGAAGAAUGCAGCUUCCACCCAUAAUGCUGCAUCUCAGCCUGCACAGACAUGCGGCCAGCGAUGGUACGAACUUCACCGCACAUCCCCUCACCAGCUGUUAGCUGCCUCACAUGGAUUCCAGGUAGCACUGAGUACUGGUGGCACCUUCUCUCCUCUGGGACCCCAGGACUUCUCUUCUUCCUUGACUGAUGGGCCUGGGCUGGCCUUGCUAGUAGAUUGAACAGCUCCGGGAACUGUCCAAGCCGCUUGGAGGCAGAAGCCAUCGAGAAGGAGCUGUUGGAAGAUUACAAAUUUGGUCGGCAGCAGCUGAUUGAGAUCUGGGGACACGCCAGCGCCAUGGCUGUGACCAAGGUGUUCCCUCUGCCGUCCCUCCCAAGGAAGCAGCCCACGGUGCUUGUGGUGUGUGGGCCCCAUCAGAACGGUGCCAUCGGCUUGGUGUGCGCACGGCAUUUGCGGGUGUUUGAAUACGAGCCGACCAUCUUUUACCCCAAGCGGUCCCCAAAUUCCCUCUAUCGGGAUUUCACCACCCAGUGCGAAAAGAUGGACAUCCCCUUCCUCUCGUACCUGCCAACGGAGGUCCAGCUGAUCAACGACGCCUACAACGUGGUGAUCGAUGCCAUCCUGGGAGUCGACGCCGAGCCCGGGGAGGUGAAGGAGCCGUAUACCAGCAUCUUAGCCACCCUGAAACAGAUCCAGAUCCCCAUCGUCAGCCUGGAUGUGCCCUCAGGGUGGGACGUGGAGAUGGGAAACAGCGAGGGAAUCAGCCCCGAUGUCCUCGUCUCCUUGGCUGCGCCCAAGCAGUGCGCCACCCGCUUCCUGGGCAGGCAUCAUUUCCUCGCUGGCCGCUUCCUGCCCUAUGACGUGCAGAAGAAAUUUGAGCUCAACCUGCCCGAAUACCCAGGCACAGAGUGUGUGGUUUCGCUUUAAGGCUCUGGAGUGGUGGGGAUGGAGAGGGGAGUUGGAGGGGGAGGAGAGGAAAAGCCAUCCAGCUCCACCAUAAUAAAAAGGCUUCAAAGCGUUUUGUAUUUUUUUGACCAGCCAGGUGACUCCUUGCUGGGAUGCUGCAUCCUGGCAGCAGGGCCUGGCUUCCCAGCCAGAGGCCAUGCAGCUCCCAGGGAGGGCAUCUGCUGGCAGGAGGUCCUUGGGCAUCUCAGGCCACCGUGACCAAGCCUUCAUGUUGAUCAUUUAAACUCGAGGCGGGCCUAGGGGAUCAAAGGCAGCGCUGAACCGAACCCCUCCCCUCCCGUGGGUCCCAUGCCCCCGCUGGCUCAGCCCAGGGCGCAGGGUUGAAUUGUGAAGUCAUAGAGGCCACUGUGUCAUUUUGUGGCAGGGUGAGGAAGAGGGGUGGCUUGUUCCUGGGCUGCAAGGAGCUCAGAUACAUGGGCACCCAUGUAAGCACCUUGCUGGAUAGGCCCCUCCAAGGCGAAUUGCUCCCCAAAGGCAGGUGGAGGACGUAUGGCAGGAGGAAACGUACGCUCGGCCCCUGGCAGGACGGGCCCAUCUGACCUCACCGGCCGUUUCCAUCACUCCCUGCCAUGAUCCACGCGUUGGGAUUUAUCAAUGCCCUUUUCACAGGAAUCCUUUGUAAACAGGAGCCUACUCUGCAGCCAGCCAGUUGGCAGGUCACUGCUGCCACCGGCCGUGGAAAGAGCAGAGAGAGGCAAAGCCCCUGGCACAGGAGGAAGGAUCAGGGAGCGAUUUCCUCCAGCAGCAGUUAGUCCGGCUCUUGCCCUGCGGGCCUCGGUGGCUGGCCCUUGUGGCGGUUGAGGAGCACGGCAGGAUCUGUCUGCAUGUGGACAGGGAAGGAAAUGACCUCCCUCUGCACUUGCUGUUCCCUGGCUGUAACUGCCCAGCGGCCCCUCAGCCAGAGAACAGGGCUCUCCUUGGGUCGCUGGCUGCUGUGUUGUGGACAGGGGGCCUAGAAGAUUUCUGUGCUGCUCUCCCCACACUGCCAAGAGCUCGGGGUUACUGAGCCGCCCACCCGCGAGGCCUUGGAGCCAGUGGAAUGGUUGGGGCAGCCAUCACCCAAGGGGUCACCACUGAGGAAAGCGGAGCUGAGGCCGUGGGUUCACGGGGUGCUCAGCUCUGCCCUGCUUGGCAGGUGUCCUCCAGCACUGGCUGAGUGCAGUGGUGGGCGGUCCAGCACAUGUCACCAGCAGAAGAUUCCUCCAGAGGGAACAAGGACCUAGGCUAGGACCAUGGCCACCCGGCUAACUACCGCAGACAACACUGAUUUGGGUGGCUCCUCAGUGAACCCUGUUCCUAGCCUGGAUGCUUUGCCAUGCGGGAAGAAACCUGCAUUUUUCUGCAGAUCAGUGAAAUCUCCAGGGGCCAUAUGCCAGUCCCCCCCCACCCUCCCCACAUCAUCGUCCACUUGUUCUGAGAAAAAGCUCUUUGUAGCCUCUCUGUUUGCAGCAGCUCCCGGUUUCCAGGGACAGCUAGAUGAAAAAGCGGCACUUAGGUGGCAAGGUUCCCCUUCCCUGUGCAGACUGCCCCGGGCACUGGCCUGGCGAGUGUGUUCUCUGAAGUAGGAAGCAGAGUAGAGGUGGGUGAACCCGAUUUUAUUACCAGUGCUGAGUACCUGUGCGCAGCCCUGCCGCCCUCCCGGUGCAGUUAGCGAGACCCAGCGAGAGAGGAGGACCUGCUGCUGUUUGCACAGCGAACGCUGCAUCCCAGCUCAGCUUGUUGUGCUGAUGUUCGUACGUUUCUUUGGCGGGGGCUGGAUUGUGGACGACGCUGUCGCCCGGCUAAUGGGCGUUGUUGCUGAGUGAGUACCCAGCUCGGCAGUGGGGCACCCCCACAGCUUACUGCACGGUCCAGGGGGCUGCACAGCGUCCCCAAAUCCAGCCUGACGCUUCCUUGUGCCAGCAGAUAGCAGCAGCAGGACCUGCCCCCAUAGCAUUUAAGGUGGGGCCUGGGGUGAGUGACACAUGGCCUGAUUCUGCACUAGGGCAGCUAAGGCGAGUUUUGUCCUUGACCUCAAUGGAAGCAAAAUCAAGCCCAGAGCCUCCCUACAGCUUCGUUCUCCCCAGGCACACGAGGCAAGCGACUUGCUUCAGUGGCACCACCAGGCCACAGCUCUGGCCUGGUUAUGCCCCUUCUUCCCCCAGCCCAGGAUGCUUUGGCCUCUCCCCCCCGUGGACUCGCGUUUUUCUGAUCGAGGCCCUGUCAUGCUGUCCGUGUGUGUGUGUGUGCGUGUGUGUGUGUGUGUGUGUGUGUGUGUGUGACAGCAGGGGGACCUGAACGGACUAGAGACUCAGGGCAGAGCACAGCAGGACAGGUUGGUCCCUUGGGAUUGGGGCCUGCGUCUGUCAGUGGGCUCCUGGAGCUUCAGGGGGGAGCGCCGCUAAUAAAGAUGGGCUUGGAACUGA